Aspergillus fumigatus Af293 is the source of this 573-nucleotide messenger RNA. RefSeq lists its product as uncharacterized. Gene Ontology annotation, cellular component: mitochondrial matrix. Gene Ontology annotation, biological process: mitochondrial respiratory chain complex IV assembly. NCBI's taxonomy places the organism in Eukaryota, Fungi, Ascomycota, Eurotiomycetes, Eurotiales, Aspergillaceae. The record is from RefSeq and is a predicted model, not a curated record.
AUGAGAAACCCCCGCUCGUUGCUCAUGAGUCUUCACCAUGUUAGCUCUGAACACCACCAUCCUCUCCAUGUCAAUUCCAUAGCGACGGUUCUGGUAUCAAUUGCUUCUUUUGAAUCACAUUUGAAAAUGCCGCCUCAUCUACAUCCGCGGUCGCGGUCGACCAUGUCUCUCUUUGCAGCGACACUCCUCGCAUCACUCUUUGUCGUCGGCAUACCGCACGUCUUCCCAUGUCCCGCUCCGCGUCGUACGCUGGCCGAUUCCGAAAUGAUUGUGACAGCCGAUGGACAACAAAUACAGAAAUUUCGAAGGAAGAGGAGGAAAGACCCAAACAUGCUCGAACAAGAUGGGACGUCAAUACACCAAAUAAGGCCCCAGUCUUCAGAUGAGGAGGUGUCGACAUUCUUACAAAUGGAGGAGGAAGCAGAACGCCUGGCCAAUACAGGGAGAGAAUGCCCUGUUCCUAAGCCCAAGGGCGUUUUGGGCCAAUUGUUAGGAUUUUCAACUGCCGAGGGGAAGCAGAAACAGCGGACUCUCGGGACUGAGUCGGUGACUGCCACAAACCAAGGAGGCUAA